AUGGUCGAUCGUCUCAAGCAAUUGACCUUCCAGGUCAGCGCAACAGCGCCUCCUCCUCACCCCCUCGACCCUCUCAGCACACUCGAAAUCGAUACCACAGUGGCCUUGAUCCGCGAGAAAUAUUCCCCCGUCAACUUCAAUGCUGUAUCACUGUACGAGCCCCGCAAGGCAGAAAUGCUGGCAUGGCUACAAAACCCAGAGAAGGCUCCUCGACCAGCUCGAUGCGCAGAAGUUGUCUGCAUUGCACCUCAGGGUAAGGUGUAUGAUGGCAUUGUUGAUCUCAAUAAGAAGGAAGUUCUGGACUGGAAACAUACUCCUGGUGUUCAGCCGAUUAUUACCAUGGAGGAGCUCCAGGAGGUUGAGUACAUUGUUCGCAAAGACCCGAAAGUGAUUGAACAAUGCGGUAUUUUGGGAAUUCCACCAAACGAAAUGGAAAAGGUCUACUGUGAUCCUUGGACAAUUGGCUAUGAUGAACGCUUCGGAAGCAAUGUCCGUCUCCAACAGGCUUUGAUGUACUACCGACCUCACGUCGAUGACUCUCAAUACGGUUACCCCCUUGAUUUCUGUCCCAUCUACAAUGCCGAGACCAAGAGCAUCAUCCACAUUGAUAUCCCCAAAAUUCGUCGACCACUCAGCAAGGCCGCUCCAAACAACUAUCAUGUUAAGUCUGUGGAAGAGUCUGGCGGAUAUCGCACGGAUAUCAAGCCAAUCAAUAUCACUCAGCCAGAGGGUGUUUCGUUCAAUGUGAACGGACGAGUGAUUGACUGGCAAAAAUGGAAUAUUCACGUGGGGUUCAACUAUCGCGAAGGUAUUGUCUUGAACAAUAUCACCUUCAAUGACAAGGGUACCAUUCGUCCUAUUAUGUACCGUCUUUCUUUGGCGGAGAUGGUGGUUCCAUACGGUAACCCUGAACACCCUCAUCAGCGCAAGCACGCUUUCGAUUUGGGCGAGUACGGCGGUGGCUACAUGACCAACAGUUUGUCCUUGGGCUGCGAUUGCAAGGGUGCCAUCCACUACAUGGACGCCGCAUUUGUGAACAGAGCAGGUGCAAGCACCGUCAUCAAGAACGCCAUUUGCAUCCACGAGGAAGAUGCCGGUAUCCUGUUCAAGCAUACCGAUUUCCGUGACGAUUCCACCAUCGUCACUCGCGGCCGCAAGCUUAUCAUCUCGCACAUCUUCACUGCCGCCAACUACGAGUACUGCAUCUACUGGAUAUUCCACCAAGAUGGUACCAUCCAGUUGGAUAUCAAGCUUACCGGAAUCCUUAACACAUUUUCCAUCAACCCUGGCGAGGACACCCACGGCUGGGGUACUGAGGUCUACCCUGGAGUCAACGCCCACAACCACCAGCAUCUCUUCUGUCUGCGUGUUGACCCACAGAUCGAUGGCCAGGCCAACACCGUCUUCCAGGUGGACGCCGUCCAGGGUCCAGGAGAAGUCGGCAGUGCUGAGAACAAGUACGGCAAUGCCUUUUACGCGAAGAAGACCAAGUUCACAACCCCGAAAGAGGCAAUGUCGGAUUACAACGGAGCAACCAGCCGAACCUGGGAGAUUGCCAACACCAACAAAUUGAACCCAUACAGCAAGAAGCCAGUCAGUUACAAACUAGUUAGCCGUGAGGUUCCGCCUCUACUCCCCAAGGCUGGUGGAUUGGUAUGGAAGCGUGCUGGUUUUGCCCGCCACGCAGUCCACGUUACAAAGUAUGAGGACGACCAAAUCCACCCCGCCGGCCGCCACGUCCCCCAAACUUCCGGCGAACCCUCCAUGGGGUUGCCCAUGUGGAUCGAACAGGCAGGCGACAACUGCUCCAUCGACAACACCGACGUCGUGCUCUGGCACACAUUCGGUAUCACUCAUUUCCCAUCACCCGAAGAUUUCCCCGUCAUGCCUGCUGAGCCGAUGACUCUGCUCCUGCGACCAAGGAAUUUCUUCGACCGCAAUCCAGUCCUUGAUGUACCGCCUAGCUAUGCUCGUACACCGUCACAGGUUGCAGCUGGUGCGUCGGGAUGUGGUUGUAACUCUAAGCCUAAGGGAGAUGGAAGCAGUGUUUUGGUCUGA
Talaromyces marneffei is the source of this 2058-nucleotide messenger RNA. RefSeq lists its product as uncharacterized. Bases 1 to 2058 code for a protein of 685 amino acids. Gene Ontology annotation, molecular function: quinone binding; primary methylamine oxidase activity; copper ion binding. The record is from RefSeq and is a predicted model, not a curated record. The transcript is spliced from 3 exons. Gene Ontology annotation, biological process: amine metabolic process. Lineage: Eukaryota; Fungi; Ascomycota; Eurotiomycetes; Eurotiales; Trichocomaceae.